Molecule: messenger RNA, 1091 nt
Organism: Meriones unguiculatus (Mongolian gerbil)
Lineage: Eukaryota; Metazoa; Chordata; Mammalia; Rodentia; Muridae
Product: N6-adenosine-methyltransferase TMT1A-like
Exons: 2
Coding region: 83-817 (244 amino acids)
Molecular function (GO): S-adenosylmethionine-dependent methyltransferase activity
Source: RefSeq, a predicted model, not a curated record
GUGCCCAGCUUCCCCAGGAGCCUGCGCCCUGCUUAUCCAGGAGCUGGCUCUCACUGUGGCCCUUCCUCCUCUGCCCGCAAAGAUGACCCUCGCCAUCCAGGUCCUCCGGCUGGUGGUUGGCAUGCUGUUUUUUCCCAUGUUCCUGCUGAACCUUCUAGGCCUGUGGAGAGAGAGAUGCAAAAAGUGGUUUCCCUCCUUCAUGUGGAGGGCGACCAGGAUAUACAACAAGUACACAGCGAGCAGAAAGCGUGAGCUCUUCAGCAAUCUGCAGGAGUUCGCGGGCCCCUCGGGGAAGCUGUCCCUGCUGGAGGUGGGCUGCGGCACCGGGACCAACUUCAAGUUCUAUCCCCCUGGGUGCAGAGUGACCUGUGUCGACCCCAAUCCCAACUUCGAGAAGUUCCUGUUCAAGAGCGUCGCAGAGAACCGGCACCUGCAGUUCGAGCGCUUCGUGGUGGCGGCCGGGGAGGACAUGUCCCAGGUGGACGAGGGCUCAGUGGACGUGGUGGUCUGCACCCUGGUGCUGUGCUCCGUGCAGAGCCAGGAGAAGUUUCUGCGUGAGGUGCGCCGCGUGCUGAGGCCGGGAGGGGCUUAUUUCUUCUUGGAGCACGUGGCAGAUGAAAGAUCCACCUGGAAUUUCUUCUGGCAGCAGGUCCUGGAUCCUGCCUGGAACCUUUUGUUUGCUGGAUGCAACAUCACAAGAGAGAGCUGGAAGAACCUGGAGCAGGCCGGCUUCUCCAAGCUGAGGCUGCAGCAUAUCCAGGGAACUCUACCCUGUCCUUUACUGAAGCCCCAUAUUUAUGGGUAUGCUGUGAAAUAGGGUGAGGCAGCGGGAGCGCUCUGAAUGGCUCCAGCGGUUCAAAAUUUCAGGUUUAGAUGUAAGAGACCCUGGGAGAGGUGAAGUCAAAUUCAUCCUUACAGGUUUCUGUUUGCCUAUUUCUAUCUCCUCUCCCAUCAAAUCAAAACCAAAUGAAAGUAUCUUUGGCCUCUCCCUCCAAAGGAACCAGUGGUGUCUCAUGAGCCUUUGAUAAUGAAGCAGUACAGGAGACUGACAGCUUGCCAAGCGAAUAAAUAAAUACUUGACGAGUGAAAAA